This is a messenger RNA of Toxorhynchites rutilus septentrionalis, 498 nucleotides long. RefSeq names its product homeobox protein E60. Gene Ontology annotation, cellular component: nucleus. The record is from RefSeq and is a predicted model, not a curated record. Gene Ontology annotation, molecular function: RNA polymerase II cis-regulatory region sequence-specific DNA binding; DNA-binding transcription factor activity, RNA polymerase II-specific. Gene Ontology annotation, biological process: regulation of transcription by RNA polymerase II; multicellular organism development; neuron differentiation. The transcript is spliced from 3 exons. Bases 1 to 498 code for a protein of 165 amino acids. Lineage: Eukaryota; Metazoa; Arthropoda; Insecta; Diptera; Culicidae.
AUGUGGUUGAUCGGUGUAAACGAUUUGUAUGACAACUCUGUUCAACAUGGCCCAUUGCAAAGCGCUUACGAUCAGCCAGCGUGUCCACGAGCACGCAAACCAAAGAAGAGUCCCAGCGAGAAGGCACCGGUGAACACCAGCGCUACUGCCCUGGCGGACGACAAACGACCCCGGACGGCUUUUAGUGGGCCACAGCUGGCGAGGUUGAAGCACGAAUUCGCUGAAAAUCGUUAUCUAACGGAGAGGCGUCGUCAACAGUUGAGCGCCGAGCUUGGCUUGAACGAAGCCCAGAUAAAAAUUUGGUUUCAGAACAAGCGAGCCAAGAUAAAGAAAUCCUCCGGCCAGAAGAACCCACUGGCAAUACAACUGAUGGCCCAGGGUUUGUACAAUCAUUCAACGAUACCACUCACCAGGGAGGAAGAAGAGCUGCAAGAAAUGCAGGCUGCAGCCGCGGCAGCGGCCGAAUCCAGGAUCGGUUCGUCGGCCGCAAGCGGUUAG